Nestor notabilis (Kea) is the source of this 957-nucleotide messenger RNA. RefSeq names its product nephrocystin-4-like. Gene Ontology annotation, biological process: protein localization to ciliary transition zone; negative regulation of canonical Wnt signaling pathway. Gene Ontology annotation, cellular component: ciliary transition zone; cytoskeleton; ciliary basal body. The transcript has 7 exons. The annotation marks the transcript as partial. Lineage: Eukaryota; Metazoa; Chordata; Aves; Psittaciformes; Psittacidae. The record is from RefSeq and is a predicted model, not a curated record.
GGAGCCGAGUACCAGCUGCGCCUCUCCCUUUUCGAUGCCACCUACCACCACUUCUUCGGCAGGACCUGGAGGAGCAGCCUGCGAGCUGCCCGCGCUGCCCCGCCGCGCCUGGCCAGGGCAACGUUCAAUGAGGCCAUUUACUUCCACACCUCCUUGAACCACCCUGGCAUCGCCGCCGUCGUGGAAGUGGUGGCAACGACCAAGAAAGGGGAUGGGAGCUCUCAGCAUCUCUCCUGUGGCUUUGGAGUCAUCCCCCUCUUUGGCAGUGGCUCAGAGGCAAAGGACCAGGCCACCAAGGACAGAGUGCUGAAGCUGUACCAUGGGACGCCACGUGCCCUGCUGCACCUGCGCUUCCAGGAGCCCAUGGAGAAGAACAAAUACUUGACGGUGAUGGAGAAGAGCCACCUGCAGUACACCCUGAAGCCCCACCAGCCUCUAGAGACAGUAUUUCACCUCCUUCCCGAAAACCUUCUGGUGUCUGGGCUGCAGAACAUUCCCGGCUUGCUGCCGGUGUGCGGAGACAUGAGUGGCUGCUUGCAGAAGCCGCAGCUGAUGAAGCCGGUGACCUGCUAUCUGGAGAGGCUGUCUGUCUGUCUGUACCCUUCCCUGGAGGAAUUUGAGGAGGAGCUGCUGGACUUGCUGAACAGCGAUCGCCUGCUUCAGGCUAACGCCGCUCCGGAUGGCGAUGGGAUGGUGGUUCGGGAGCGGCGGCUGCAUGUUGGUGUCCACAACGGGCUGUGCUUCGUCCAGGCACCGCAGGUGGCUGUGCUGGUGCCAGAGGCAGAGGCAGCGCGGGGUGGCUGCAUGGGGGUGCCCAGCACCGGAGCCAGGGGUGCAGGUCAAGCCCUGGUGCUGAGGAGCCGCAUCCACCUGAGCGAGAUGGUGCCUCACCCAGCAUUUGGGAUCUGCUUCCAGCUGGAAUAUGUCUUCUGCAGCUCGGGGAGAGCCGGUGGGAAG